AUGGGGAAGUCGAAAGGCGGCGCGGCCGCAGAGACGCCCUCGAAUGCCAAAGCGUUACGCGAAGAGCUAGAGAAUUUGAGCUGUCGAUUCAUUGUGAAUCUGCCUGCGAAUGAGCUUGCGAGCAUCGAGCGGAUUGGCUUCCAGGUCGAGCAGGCACACUGGUUCUAUCUGGACUUUUUGUGCCCGCUCAACGCCCAGCUGCCCGAGCUGAGUCUGCGUCGCUUCUCGGAGGAGCUUUUGCACGUCUCCUCGCUCGUCGUACCGCUUAUCCGGCUCUAUAUGGAAAAGGGGCCCAAGAGCUUGGAGCGGGCCUACAGCCAGUUUAUGGAGUACAAGACGCGCGUGCCGGUGUGCGGCGCGAUUAUGCUGAACAAGGACUGGACUAAGUGUGUGCUCGUCAAGGGCUGGUCCAAGGGGGCCUCGUGGACGUUUCCCAAGGGAAAGAUUAACCAACACGAGCCCGAGCGCGACUGCGCGCUGCGCGAGGUGCAGGAGGAGACGGGUGUGGAUGCCUCGCACCUGCUCCCGGUCGACAGCCGCGACUAUCUCGAACUGACGAUGCGCGAGCAAAAGGUGCGCCUGUACAUCAUCCCGGGCCUGCCGGAAGACACCCCGAUGGAGACCCAGACCCGCCGCGAGAUUUCGCGCAUCGAGUGGUUCCUUCUUUCGGAGCUUCCCACCGCGAAAAAGGCGGCCAAGCCCAGCGCCGAACUCGGCGGCAAGUUUUUCCUCAUCUCGCCGUUCGUCACGCGCCUCCGCCAGUGGAUCCAGGCGAACAAGCGGACGCACCCGCACAAGCCCCCGCCCCAGCCCAAGGCUGCGCCCCCGCCCAAGGCGCAAGAGCAGGGCGAGAGUGUAAGCCUCGACGCGCUCUUUGGUGCGCCGCGGCCGCAGCAAGUUCCCGGCCUGAUUUCGCUGCCGCCGAGUGCGCAGAAGCAGAUCCACGCCUCGCAGCCGACGCAGAGCCCAGGGCCGUCGAUGGAAAAAAGCCAGGCAUCGUCGCAGGACUCGAGCAAGCUCCUGCUCAACCUCCUGCACGGCUCCAAGCCCGUGCCGGCGCCUCCGUCGGCUGCCGGCCAGAACCGCGUCGACGGCUCAGACGCGCUUCGGAACUUGUUUGGGCUUGGCUCGCACAAUGUGACGACGACGCUGCAGCCGCCGGCGGCGCAAAACAACGUCUCGCAGCAGGAGCACCAGGCGCAGCUGUAUGCGAUUCUAGGCAUGCCCAGGGGGCAGCCGCAGCAGCAGCAGCAGCAGCAGGCCCCGCAACAGCCACAACCGCCUUUGCAGCCUCCGCCGCCGCCUGCCCACGCGCCGUGGGGUAUGCCGCCCCAACCUGUGUCGCAGCCUGAUCGGAGCGCCGAGGCAUCCCAGGGCGACGAGCAGCGCAACCGCCUCUUGAGCUUGCUGGGCGGCUCCAAGCCCAGUGCGCCACAGCCGCAGGCAGCGCCACAGCCGCCGCAGCCGUCGUUCCACGCACCGUCGUCCAUGGCCAUGCCACCGAUGCCCCACAUGCCGAUUGCCCCGCAUCAGCCGCCCCACGCUCCUUCUGCGCACUUCCAGCGCCCGGCCGUACACUACGCGGAGCCUGCGCCCCCAGCGCCGGGCCACGCGGCGUGGCCGAGUGCGCCGGGCCCGCUUAGCCCUCCGGCACAGCACGCGCCGCAGUCGCAUCAGCAUGCGCUGCUGUCCACGCUGCUGGGCUCGCCCUCGAAUGCGCCUCCGCCGCGGCCGGCGCAGUCUUCGCCGUGGCCGCAGCCUGCCACGCCGCAGCACACGUCUUCGUCGCCGUGGCCGGGCCACGCGAUGCCGCCGCGUGCCGAGGCGCCGCCGACCCCGCAACACCCUGCUCUUUCUCCGCAGCUUAGCGGUGCACCGCCCGGCGGCAACUCGGCCAACCUGCUGACGAUUCUCAACGGAUCCGGCGGCCAGCCCGCGAACGACGCGCCGACGUCGCCGCCUUCCAGCGCCCCACGUCCGGAUGCGCAGGCAGCGUCCAACUCGCUGCUGGCGACCCUAUUGGGAAAAUGA
Molecule: messenger RNA, 2031 nt
Organism: Malassezia japonica
Lineage: Eukaryota; Fungi; Basidiomycota; Malasseziomycetes; Malasseziales; Malasseziaceae
Gene: DCP2
Product: 5'-(N(7)-methylguanosine 5'-triphospho)-[mRNA] hydrolase
Exons: 4
Coding region: 1-2031 (676 amino acids)
Biological process (GO): nuclear-transcribed mRNA catabolic process, nonsense-mediated decay; deadenylation-dependent decapping of nuclear-transcribed mRNA
Cellular component (GO): P-body; cytoplasm
Molecular function (GO): RNA binding; manganese ion binding; 5'-(N(7)-methylguanosine 5'-triphospho)-[mRNA] hydrolase activity
Source: RefSeq, a predicted model, not a curated record